AGGAGGCUCAGAGGAAGCUGAGGAGACAGAGAGGAGAAGACACAGCCCUCCCCCCCCCUCUCCCCCCCCCUCUCUCUCCUCUCUUCAGUAGCUUGGUGAACCUCCUUCAGUCUGACCUGAUGCUCGCUCUGCAGGGGGCCGUGCUGCUGUGGGCCGGAGAGCCCAGUGGGGGGGUGUGGACAGAGGCCAUGCUACAGAGGGUGCUGCACCUGGUGGGUCUGGCUCUCCUGGAGGAGCAGCAGCAGCUGGAGACCAGAGGAGAGGAGGACGUCUCCUUCAGAUACAGCUGCAAGAUCACCCGUCCAGGCGAGGCCCCCAGCCCCUCUGGCAGUGUGCUGGCUCUGCUGGAGAGUCUGCAGAACGCUCCACACCUGGAGGUCCACAAAGACAUGAUCACCUGGAUCCUGAAGAUGGUGGCUAACGUGAAAACCAUGAGAGAACGAUCGUCCUGCAGCUCCACCGUCACUGUGAGACCAGGACAAGGACUGGAGGAGACGCUGCGCGACAGAGAUCAGUUGGAGAGGAAGAGGAAGGCGGAGAUGGCUCGGCUGCGGAGGGAGAAGAUCAUGGCUCAGAUGUCCGAGAUGCAGAAACACUUCAUCAACGAGAACAAGGAUCUGUUCCUGGAGGCCUCAGGGUCCACUGCGGAGAGCAGUCCCCCCAGGUCGGACCCCCCCUGUGUGUCUCAGGUGUGUUUGGGCCCCCGGAGGUCAGGUGCAGCGCAGCGCCGUCAGCUGGUUACCUGCAUCCUGUGCCAGGAGGAGCAGGAGGUCAGAGGUCAGGGCAGAGCCAUGGUGCUGGCUGCCUUCGUCCAGAGGUCCACCGUCCUGUCCAAGAACCGCCGCCGCAGCUUACCUGAGCCAGUGCACUACGACCCUCUCUUCAUGCACCCUGAUUUGUCUCUGGGGACACACACCGCCAGCUGUGGACACAUCAUGCACGCCAACUGCUGGCAGAGGUACUUUGAGGCGGUGCAGGUGAAGGAGCAGCGGAGGCAGCAGCGCCUCAGAGGACACACAAGCUACGAUGUGGAGCACGGAGAGUUCCUCUGUCCGCUGUGUGAAUGCCUGAGCAACACCGUGAUCCCCCUGCUGCCCCACACACACUCACCUGGCCACAGUGUGGAUCAUCCCAGUCUCGAGACGUGGCUUGAAACCACCAAUCAGCAGAUCGCAGCACUAUGCUCCGCCCACAGGAAGCAGUCUGGUGUAGAGGGGGCAGAGCCUGAGGUUCCUGAAGGCUUCAGAGUGGACUUUACUCCCCAGAACCCCUUCUCCAGCAGCAUCAGUGAGAUGAUCACCACCUUCAGCAUGUCUAUAUAUAAAGUGUCUCUGAAGCUGAACCCCAACGAGCAGGACCCCCGAGUCCCUGUGCUGAGCUGGGCCACAUGCGCCUACACCAUCCAGAGCAUAG
Gymnodraco acuticeps is the source of this 1413-nucleotide messenger RNA. RefSeq names its product E3 ubiquitin-protein ligase UBR2-like. NCBI's taxonomy places the organism in Eukaryota, Metazoa, Chordata, Actinopteri, Perciformes, Bathydraconidae. Gene Ontology annotation, molecular function: ubiquitin protein ligase activity. Gene Ontology annotation, biological process: ubiquitin-dependent protein catabolic process via the N-end rule pathway. The record is from RefSeq and is a predicted model, not a curated record. Gene Ontology annotation, cellular component: cytoplasm; ubiquitin ligase complex.